AACCGCUGAACACGUCUACAUGACCUUAUAAAGACAGCAGUUGCCGUAAAACCUGCUCGGGAAAACAUCCACCUGCUGCCCGUUAGCCUGCUAGCUCUUAGCUUUGACAGAACAGAAAAGAAAGUUUAUAGCCUGCAGACGUACUCACUGAGGGAGCCAGCUGCUUCACCAACACCCUCGUCUGACAUGAACACACUCCUCAGAGAGUAUCUGGACUUACACACCUGAAACCAUCAAUGGAGAACAACCAGAACCAGGAGGCAGAGGACAGCUCGUACCUGUGUUUUCAGAGAACUCCGUCUCUCAGACGCAAAUGGAGGAAACGUUAUGGCGGCCUGGAUGGCAACAAACUGUUGGAGCCCAAUAAGGACCUAGACAUGAAAGAGGAUGGAGGGAUGACAGAUGAGAACCAGCAGAGAAAUGCUGAGAACCAGGAUGCAGCUCCCCGCCCAGCACCCAGGAGCCUGAUCCAGAACCAGGUCCAGAGUCCAGUCCAGAAUCCAGUCCAGAAGCCUGUUAGCCUCGUCAGUCCUGGACUUGCAGUGUCAGUCAGUAAUGGCUGCCAGAAGCCGCCCCUCCCUCAGGCGGUGGUCCAGCCGGAGGACCGAGGUUUGCCCCCCUCCCAGCCCUGGUUCCCCCCUCAGCAGAGUCCAUCCAAACGCAGAGUAGCUGCUGAUGUGCUGUUCGACAGCUUCGCUUCAGAUGGAAGAAUCAACAUCAACCAGUUCUUCGAGGCCAUCUGGAGCUCCGGUCUACACAGGUCCGACCCUCGGCUCAGAGAGUGUUUCUUCCAUCUGAGAAAACUGCAGGACGCUGAGGGAUCGGUGGACAGAAACACCUUCCACAGGUGCGUCACAGGAUUCGUCUCCCUCAUUCUGAAAGCUCUGCAGGGACGAUUCGUUAUUCCAGAUUUUUCUACCUUCACUGAAGAGACUCAGAAGUUGUUUUCCAGAUGUCGUCAGCUGUCAUCUGUACAGGAAAAAGAUAAGGACUCCAUGGACAGCACCAAGUGGGGAGUCUCAGUCUGCACUGUGGAUGGACAGAGAUUGUCGCUGGGCGACUGGACCGGCUCUCUGGUUCUGGGUGAGGGGGCGUGGCCUGUGGUUUACGGGGUUGCGGUGGACCUGCUGGGCCCAGACCUGGUCCACAGAUACGUUGGUGUGGAGGAGUACUCCAGAUAUGACUCUCCAUUCAUGCUCACUAAAACAGGGAUCCCUCACAGCCCUCUCACUGAGACAGGAGCCAUCAUUACCACAUCUUUACUACAGCUGGCAGGAAGGCUGAGUGCAGAGGAAGAGGAGAAGUAUGACUCAGUUCUGAACGUCAUCCGCAGACUCUGCAACAAAGAGCACGCCAACUUAAACUGCACCAGUUAUCAGAGCAGCAGGAAGGCCAGCAUCAGACUCCACGCUCUGUCCUUCUACCUGCAAGAGAAAAAGUGUUUCCCGGAGAAGGUGGACAUUAACACUGCUUUGGAUCUGAUGCUACAGUGCUCCUCAACAGAGGUCACCUGCGAAUCAGGAGCCGCCAUGGCUGCCUCCUUAGCCAAUGGGGGGCUCUGUCCACUGUCAGGUGACCAGGUUCUGUCGCCGGCGGCCACGCGGAGUAUGCUGUCCGUGAUGCAGGUGGCAGGGAUGAAGGAUUACUCCACAACUUUCCACUACAAGACGUCUGUGCCGGCGGUGUCCAGCAGCCACGGCUCCCUGCUGGCUGUGGUUCCAGGUGUUUUGGGUCUGAUGGCAUUUUCUCCGGAGUUAGAUGCCUGUGGAAAUCCCUGGAGGGCAGUCCACUUCUGCCAGGAGCUGAUUUCAGCCUUUCAGCUGCACAGUUUUGACAUCAGGACUCCGUUCAGGCAGAUUCUGGCCUACAGACAGUGGAAGGCUGAAUCUGAGGUUAUCUCUGAUCCCAGACCAGUUUAUCACUGCUUUUCAAUGAGAUCAGCAGGACUGUCUCUAAAAGGCCUCCUCUCCUCUGCAGGGAUACCAGAUCAUGAACGUCCUGCUGGCAGCUUUCAGAGGAGACGUCCAGUCCCUGAGAAGGCUCCACCUGGAUCCUCGUUGUUGAACUCAGACAUUGAUGCAUCAUGAAAACAGCAGCUCCCACUUUGUUUCAUUCCUGUGAGGGAGAUAAAAAACCAUGUGUGGACAGAUGAUUUAUAUGUGUGUGUGUGUGUGUGUGUCAGAUAUAAUCCUCCAUCAUUGUUGAUGUUGAGUCUCUUGUGGCUGUUUUCACUCCAUCAAACUGAAUCUGAGACAAACACUAAAACAACAGCAGCUGCAGCUUUAAGAGCCCGAAUAAAAACCAGUUUAAAGACGUUUAUCAUAACUUUAAUAAUAAACUAUUACUGAAUAUUAAAUUCAAUCAUUAAAUAAUAAUAUCUCUUCUUCUGUGGUGGUCUGCAGGUACUUCCUGUCUGGAGUGGAUGUUAAUGCUGUUGACUACGACGGCCGGUCGGCUCUGCAUGUGGCGGCUGCUGAAGGUCACAUAGAGGUCAUCUGCUUCCU
Molecule: messenger RNA, 2504 nt
Organism: Toxotes jaculatrix (banded archerfish)
Lineage: Eukaryota; Metazoa; Chordata; Actinopteri; Toxotidae
Gene: glsl
Product: glutaminase like
Exons: 20
Coding region: 237-2087 (616 amino acids)
Biological process (GO): L-glutamine catabolic process
Molecular function (GO): glutaminase activity; protein binding
Source: RefSeq, a predicted model, not a curated record